This is a messenger RNA of Prunus avium (sweet cherry), 2311 nucleotides long. RefSeq names its product Autophagy-related protein 13. Gene Ontology annotation, cellular component: phagophore assembly site; Atg1/ULK1 kinase complex; cytosol. Gene Ontology annotation, biological process: piecemeal microautophagy of the nucleus; protein localization to phagophore assembly site; autophagosome assembly. NCBI's taxonomy places the organism in Eukaryota, Viridiplantae, Streptophyta, Magnoliopsida, Rosales, Rosaceae. The record is from RefSeq and is a predicted model, not a curated record.
AAAUAAACUGGUAUUGAACAAGUUCUCUCUACAACUACAAUACACUAACAUACUCUGUAUCUCUCUCGGUCUCUCUUUUCUCUCCGGCUAAUUGACCUUUGAACUCUCUGCUUGCGGUGUUUUGCAGUUAAAUGCUUUAAAGUGGAGACUGAUAGUUCCAGCUCCAUUUGUUUCUUGAAGAGUACGUGCCAGUUAUUUAAAUUUUGACAUUAUGGCAUCUUCUCAUGGUAAUUCCCACUCUGAAGCAGCAAAAAUGGAACAAAUAAUCACUGAAUUCUAUGCCAAAAGUCUCCACAUCAUCCUUGAAUCUAGGACUCCAUACAUGUCCUCGCGUAAUUUUAGUGGUGAACAAGCCCUAUCAUCGCCAUCAUCAUCCUCAUCAUCCUCAUCGAGUGUGAGGCCGAGGGAUAAGUGGUUUAAUUUAGCUCUAAGGGAAUGUCCUGCUGCACUGGAGAAUCUUGAUCUCUGGCGCCAGAGCCAUCUUGAACCUAUGGUGGUUGAUGUGAUUUUGGUCCAGAGACCACUUGAUUGUGAGCCCUUGAAGUGUUCACCUAAAAGGGAUCUUGUUAGGAACUUUUCAUUGAAAGAGCGGUAUCCAUACUGUUGGAAUUAUGAGCAGGAGGAAUUUGGGUGUGAGGCAAAGAGUGAAAAGAUUAUAGAGAGAUGGGUAGUGCAGUAUGACAGUCGGAAGAUUAGAGAUACAAAUUCAGGGAGCAGGAGGUCGAGCAGUAAUACUUUACAUUCAUUGUAUAAGAAGUCGAUGUUACUUUUGAGGUCUUUGUAUGUCACUGUUAGGCUUUUACCUGCUUACAAAGUUUAUCGCGACCUCAAUUCGUCGGGCCAAAUUCGGCCAUUUGCUCUUACUCACCGAGUAGCCUCUUUUGCUGAGCCCUUCACUUGUAGAGAAGAGGCAGCAAUGCAGCGGUUUGGGUUCACCCCUGUGGAUACGGCUUGUGGCAGGCUUUGCCUUUCAGUGUUGUAUUGUUCAUCACUUUCAGAUGUAAGCUCUGAAUCAUCAACUCCUAUGUCUCCACAAUUUAUUCCGGACUAUGUUGGCAGCCCAUUGACAGACCCACUUAAAAGGUUCCCAUCACUUCCUGUGACAGGAUCAGUAGCACAUGCCUUUCCACCAUCUUCCUCAUUCUCAAGGCGACAUAGUUGGAGUUUUGACCAUUAUAGAGCUUCACCACCUUCAGUUUCCUUCUCACCUUCACCUACAUAUUCAGAACCACAUGCUUUAAUUUCUAACCAAAGUUCUCGUUUCCCACCUACAAUCAUGCCACCUUAUCCACCUGAAACAUCUCUUGUUUAUAAGAAGGAUACAAGCUUUGAUGAGUAUUCGCCUGCCUUUUCACCCUCACCAUCGUCUGCCUCUCCAUCAUUGCCAAUCUUUAUUCCUGGGAGUCAUCAUUCAAAGCCUCUUUUACAAUCUGAGAGCGCACCAUUCAGUGAACAGACGGCUAAACUUGCUAAUUCCCCUGCAUUCUGCAACAAGCUAAAUUUGCCUCUUAGAGGUAUUGGAUCUGGCAGUUCUAAGACUGAUAAAACUAGGGGUUUUAUGGAGGCUGGUACUGCGGUUGAGAAGUUUUCCUCCCUUGGGAAAGAUGAUGCUAGACAAUACUCUGAGGUUAAAAUAUCAUCCAGCAGCUCCAGUAGGUCUUUCCCUGACGAUUUGGAUGAUUCUGACUUUCCGUGCCCAUUUGAUGUGGAUGAUGAGGAUGUGACAGAUCCAGGUAGCAGACCUGAAUCUUUUGACAAAAAUGUACCUCUGUGUGAGCCACAUGUGCCUGGAGGGUUGUUUCCAAUUAAAAAAUCCCAAGAUGCUGCUGUUGGUGCGCUUGUACGAAUGUUAAGAAAAGCUCCACCUCUCCGCCAGGAUAACUCAAAUUCAGUAAAAUUUUCACAGGCCUGCAGGCCCGAAAUCUGGAGCAACAGUAGCCAAGAGCCUAAUCAGCCUUCUAAGGGACAGGCUUCAGUUCAGCGUGAUGAUUCUUCAAGCGUCAUUUCCUCAGGGCUCAUUACAUCAAAAACUACCACUGUUGCAUUAGAAGAGCUCCAAAGUUACAGGGAGAUGAAAAAUUUGUUACUAGGGCAAGGUAGUAAGUCUCACAUGUAGUCCAAAAAUGCAUCUGCUGUCUUUCUGGAUAUAUGUACAGCAUUUUGGUUUUCGAGCGAUCAUGGUUUCAUGUGAUAUGGCUGAAAGAAUUAACUUUUUGGCGUCCACUCUCCUUUUGUACAUAUAUUUGAGAAAAUUUGAUAAUAUAAGUUACAAAGAUAAUGUAUAUAAUCCAUUGCAGGUUUUCCUCACUAA